Paramecium sonneborni is the source of this 5176-nucleotide messenger RNA. Lineage: Eukaryota; Ciliophora; Oligohymenophorea; Peniculida; Parameciidae. The record is from the annotation of a GenBank genome assembly.
AUGAGAAUUACUUUGAUAGAUAACUUAACAAUAAUUGCUCAUUCAUAACACAGGAAUUCAGGAGAAGAUGCAAUAGCUAAGCUUUGGGCCAUUAUACCAUACAUUUAGUAUUUAUCUUUAUUAUUACCAUAACAUGGAUGGCAAUAUUGGGAAUACAGCGAUGGUUAUUUAACUGUUAUAUCAAAAGCCUCAUCAUAUUUGACAAUUACCCCUUUUUUUGAAUUUCAAAAUAAUUUCAUUUACUAUCCAUUUACUAUUUUUAGUCUCAUAAUACUAUUGGGUGUAUUAUUUUACUUAUCUUUUUUCAGUUUAGAAGUGAAUUCAAAUAAAUAAAAGGUUAAGUAUUUAGAAGAAAGGACUAGCUUAUUUUGUUCAAUUAUAUUAUUUACAAUUUAAACACUAUAAAUACCAUGUUAUAAGUUUUAUAUCUAGUAAAUAAUAGAUGCUAGCAAUAAAAAUGAAACAAAUCAAUUAAUAAUCAAUAUUUGUGCACUUAUUUUAUAUUGUGUAUAUGUUUUUGUUUGUGAAUAUUUUUUAAGAAUUUACUCAUUUAUACCUUAUCAUCCAAUGUAAUAAAAAUUUACAAAAUUGAGAGGUUCAUUAAUAUUAUUAAAUUUAGUUGCUAUUGUCUUAACUUUAGACAAUCAAUCACAUUUAUAUAAUCUAAUUGGUUUAUUUAUUUUACAUAUGAUAUUUAUCAUUAAAAUUUUAAAUCAUUUAUACUAUUAAUCAGAUGUUCCUCAUAAAAAUAUGAUGGAUUUUUAAAUCUCAUUUACUUUAGAAUCAUUAGCAAUCUUAAUUACGUUAAAUGUUUCAUCUAAAAAUGAGAUUUUUCCUGAAAAUUAAAUUGCCAUUUAUAUUUUAUUUAUCUUGAGUCUUGGAUUAAUUUUAGGUAAUCAUUUAUUCUAGUCUCUAUACAAAUAUAACUUUAUUAAAGAAAUAAGAUAUCUUAAUCUAAUUUAUGAAAUGUACUCAUGUAUUAGUAACAUCAAUUCCAAUUCUAUAACUAUAUAACAUUUACUCAUCUAUCAAUUAAUUAAUGAUGAUAAAUUUAGUAAAUUUAAAUAAAAGGCUUUAAUUAGUAAUAAAAGUAUGAAGAUGAUAGAUUAUUAUAAAUUAGGAAUGUAUUUUAUAAGUGAAAUCUUUCUUGAUUUAAUUAAUGAAUAAAAAAAUGAUGUGGAAGAAAUAGAAUUAUUAUUUGUAUCUUUCUUAGUACUUAUUAAGAAAAAGCCACUUGUUGCAUAUGUUGAAUUUAAAAAAUUUGAAUAAAAUAAUAGUUAUAAGAAAUCUUAUUAUUUUGAUUUUAUAAAAAAGAGAAUUGAUCAACAUUUUUAAAAGAGAGUUUAAGCUGCUCAAAAGAUUUAUUAAAAUAAAAAAAUGCAUUCAAUAAAAAAUAAUAGCAAUAAUGAGAAAAGAAUUAGUACUCGUGAACUUCAUCAAUUUUGUAAAUUGGAAGAGGAUAUGUAAAAAUCAAUUUUGGAAAUAAUUUAAUAUAAAAUACGUAUUUGGGAAUUUUAAAUAUAAGGAUGUUAAUCAAUUUAUGAUUUUUAAGAUUUUGCACUUCCUUUAAGUAAAAAAAUAGUAGACUGUAUUUUAUAUUUAAGAGGAUCAUAAAUAAAUGUUGUAAAAGAAGAAUUUAUAAAAAAUUGUGAAAAUAUUUUAACUUUGAAGAUUUGUUCAAUGUUUUUUAGUUUUGUUUUGAAUGAUUACUAUAAUUCUUAUUAUUGUGAAUAGAAACUAUCAGAUAUAAUGAAAAAAGGAACAAUUUUUUAAUAGAAUACUUAAUCAAGAUCGAAUAUUUUACAAGACAAUACUGUUUUAGUAAUAAUAAGUAUGGUAAGAUAAUUAGGAUCAAUUUUAAAUAUAAAUAAAAGUUAAUUAGCAAAUUAUUUUGGCUAUCGUUCGAUUGAGUUUAAUUAAAUUAAUAAUAUUAAAGAUUUGAUGCCUUAACACUUUGCCUAAUAACAUGAUGGUUUUCUUCAAAGUUAUAUAAAAGAAGCCAAAACUGAUUUAGUGUUUAAAGAUGUUAGAACAUUUGGAAAAGGUAAAAAUGGAUUUAUAAUGCCAUAAUAUCUUAAUAUAUAUAACAACUAUGAAAUUUUUGAUGACUUUACUGUUGUUGGUAGUUUAACAAAAAUAAAAGAAUCUCAUAAUUAUUUUUUAUUUGAUGAAUUUGGUAAAUGUAUUGGUAUUACUUAAGAAAUGAGUAAAUUAUUAAUACCAAAAGAAAAUUUAGAAUAUUUUAUAUAAAAUAUAGAUUAUUUUUAUAUUUAUAUGUUUAUUCCUCAUAUACAUAUGUAUAUAAAUGAUAUGCUUUAAAAUAAUAACAUUUAAGAAGGAUGGAUGUUAUAAAAAUCAGUUAUUGUAUAUGUUUAUUAAGAUUUGAUUUAAUUAUCUAAGAUUCAUGAAUCAAUAUUUUAGACUUAUUAAGCAUAAUCAUAAAAAUGUAUUGAAUAAACUAAAACAUUUACUUAAUUUGAAUAUCUAAAUUCAAUGAUAAGCAGUCCUAGAAAUGGAUAGAAUUCAAGAUUGAUAACAGAUUAAAAGUCAUAUUAGAAUGAUCAUUUGAUGUUUGAAACUAAUAGAUAAACUAAUAGCGACUCAUAAUAAUAGAAAAAAGGAGGUUUAUCAAAUUUACUUUAAUAGAAAGAGUAAUAGAUGAUAGAAUUUUUAAAUGCUAUUGAUGUAAUUCUAUUUCUAUCUUUAGGAGUUAUAAAAAACCCUGUAUUUGUGUACUGUUAAAAUACAAAUGGUUGAUAUAGGUAAAAAAGGAUACAAAUAAAAUUAUUUUAUUUUAGAUUGUUCUGAUUUUGUAGAUAAAGGUAAUUAGUAAGAUGAUGACAAAAAGUAAGUGAAAAUUAAAUAAAGUUAAUUGCGUAAUAUAAAUAUUCGAAAUUUUAAUAGAAAAUAAAGUUUAUUAUAAUAGAGUAAAAAGAAUCCUGAUUAAUAGAUGGAUUCUUCAUUAAUAAGUCCAAUGGGAUCUUAAAUAUAACAAUAAAGUUUUCUGGAAUAGAAUUCUGGAUCUAAUUAGAUUUUAAGUUAUGUUUUUUAAAAAAGAUCAAGUUAAAUAGGUGCAAUAGCUUAAGUAGAAUCUGAAAGUAUUCAUGAUGAAGUGAUUAGUUAUGAUUUUAAUUAGAUUAUGUAAAAAAAUGAUGAAUAAAAAUCUAAUAAAGGACCAGUACUAAAAUCUUAAUCUAGUUGUAAAUCAGGUUCAUCUGGAUAAACUGCUAUUGAGAUAGUGAAUAAUUUUAAAACUUAGACUUCUUUAAUCUCUAGUUUAACAAUUAUUUCAAUCUUAAAAUUUUUAAUACUAUUGUUAUUUACUAUUUUUAUGUCAAUUAACUUGGCUUAGAUUUAAAUAUUUAAUAAUUAAGUAAUGAAUUUUAUAUCUGAUAUCAAUCUACCAAUUAAUUUUAAUAAAUAUUUUUUAAAUGUAUUAACUCAUUGUUGGAUAAUUGAAAUGAAAAAAAUUUAAAUUCUAAAUACCAGUUAAUUUAUUGAUAAUUAACUUUAAGAAUAAAGAAUUAAUAUGCAAAGUACAUUUUAAAAUCUUACAAAUAUGUUUGGAAGUUUUAUAGCAUUGGAAAAGAAUCAAUAUUUAGAUAAAAUUUAAAUAAUCCAUCUAGAAGAUAAUUUUAAAAUAGAAGAUACAGAAUUUACUGGUUACCUUUAUUAUCUUGAAUAAGUAGGUUUCAGAUUGAUGCAUAGUGAUAAUGAAUAAACUUAUUUAAGUAAUCUUUUAAAAUAUAGGAUUAAUUUUGGAAAUAUUAUAAAUAAUAAUGAAAAAGUUGUUUCUUCAUUAAGUUCUUAUUUUAAAAUUUAAUAAGAUGGAAAGAUUUCAACAUUCUUUAAUUCAAUUUUAAUAUAAGUAAUUAUUAUAGGUAUAAUUAUUAUAUCAUAAUUAUUUUUUUGGAGAAGAUUAGAACUUUAUAGUUAAAGAAUUCUUAUGUUAUCAAAUCGACUAAGUGAAAAAGCAGCAGAAACUUAAAUUAAUAAAUUCAAAUUAAUUAUUACAGUAUUAAAGUAAUUCUAUGGCGAAUAUGGUUAUAAAUAAAGAAAUUGUUAUAAACUUUGUUAUACUGAUUUUACAAAAAAGAAAACAGAUCUUAAAUCAAUAACAAGAAUGAAAUUUCGAUAAUCUGUUUUAAAUUAAAACAUUUAAAAAUAAGUAGAAAUUUCAAAUAAGAAAUCUACAUAAUCUACUAUUCCUUUAAAUUCUAGAAUAUAAAAUGCAUCAAUUAAACUUAUUAUUAAAAGCAUUUUAGUAUUUUUUUUAGCCAUUAUGAUUAUUUUGUAUUUCAUAGGUUGUUAUUUGAUAUUUAAGGAUUAAACCUUUAAAUUAGCACCAACUCAAGAUUUAGCUAUGGAUUAUAUAGCAUUUUAUAUACAUUUUGAAAAUACGAUUGCAAUUUCAUUAAUAAUAAAAUCAGAAUAAUAGAUUUAUAAUUUCAUGAAGGAGAUGAUUCCAACUUCAGCAAAUAUUAUUAAUAAUUAUUAAAAUAAUUUGGAUACAAUACCUCUUCUCUUAAGUACAUAUAGUUUUGAUCAUACAGAUUUCAAUGAUAUUUAUAAUAAUAUUAUAUAAUCAGAUGCUAUGAAUGGAGAUGACGAAACAUUUAUUUUAGGUUUAUAUAAUGGAGACUUUUGUUAGUUUUUUUAAUCUGAUAUCCCAUUUUGUAAUAGAGAUUUAAGUUAAAUUGAUUUUUCAAAUUAAUUUGGAGAAUUUUCAAAUAAAGAUAAUAAUUCUGAAUAUCUCAAAAAAGGAAUCUCUGGUAUGGUUAGUAAAAUGGAUAGUUUUCUUACUUAAUAUUUUGAAACUGAAAUUCUAACAGGAAAUGCAAUUAAUGACUAUGAAUUAUUGAAUAAUUAAAUAAACACUUAGGAUUUUAAUAACGUUGUUAUUUAAUAUUACUUUGAUACUUAUUUAGGAUUUGAAGCUUUUAUUGCCAAAAUGUAAUAAUGCUUAAACAGUUUAAUUUAAAAUUAACAAGAUUAAUAUAACAUUUAUUAAAUUACAGUUGGAAUCAUUUUUAUUUUAUUUCUCUUCUUUUCAUCAGUUUUUAUAGUAGUGAAAGUGAAUCUAAGAUUAAUUUAUAUUAGACUAUUAAUCACUCUUUUACCAAUUGAAAUUAUGCUUGACAUUUAUACCAUAUCUUUGUUAAAACUCUUAAGAUGA